UCCAGAGAGAGAGAGAGACCAAGGUUGAUUUAUGCGUGUUUUCUUCGGAAUCAGGGCGGUUUUGAGGCGGCGGCAGCACCGAUGACAGGGCCCUGUUGAUAAUUACGUAAUUAUGAUCACAGCCGCACCGUGCCUAAUCAGAGAACGCGCCGGCCCUGCAAGAAAGAUCAUUACCGUCGCCUGAAUACCGAAUACAGCUAAACCAAAUCCAACCCCCUCCGAAUCCUUCCUGCCGCAAACGGAAACUGAACCUCCCUCCGCCGUAAUCCGCUGACAUAAGUUCAACUAAACGUGCGUCAGCCCCAAAACCGCCCCAACCCCGCGAGCGCCUCUCGCCAACAUGGCAGAUCAUGAUAACUUUGACGAUGAGGAGUUGGUGUCGAGUAACACCAACCAGAGGAACUGGCGCGGAAUCCUCAUUGCAUUGAUGGUGAUUGUGAUCGUUCUGGCGCUGAUCGUCACGUCCGUCGUCCUUCUGACCCCUCCGGACGAAGGACCGAGGAUCAAAGGAACGCGUUUCCGCCUCCAGGACAUAUUGGGACACGACUUCCAGCCUUUGAGAUUCAAUGGUUCCUGGGUGUCAAGUGAUGAAAUAAUUUUCAAAGACGAAUUCGGCGGUAUUAGUUUGAUGCACGUCUCUAACCUCUCAGUGACGUCGCUGAUGUCCAACCAAAGUUACCAACGGUUGAACCCAUCCAGAUUUCAGUUGUCUCCGGAUAAACGAUAUCUUCUCUUGGCUCUAAACGUCCAGAAGCUCUUCAGGCAUUCGUACUUGGCCCAGUACAUCGUUUACGAUAUCGUUACGAGAAAUGAAUUUCCUGUCAGACCUAUACCGGAUGUGGAGGAUCAUCCGUUCCUGCUGCUGGCCGAGUGGACGCCCAAGGGCCACAGCUUAGUUAUGGUCCAGGAUUACGACAUCUACUUCCGGCCAACGCCGAUCUCGCACAUCGGCUACAGAAUUACAAAGAACGCAAUUCCUGGCGUGGUGAGCAACGGAGUGCCCGAUUGGCUUUACGAAGAAGAGAUACUCGGCACCAAUAGCGCCAUCUGGAUGUCCCACGACGGUCACAUGCUAGUCUUCGCAUCGUUCAACGAUAGUUUGGUUGAAGAAUUGAGGUUCCCGUGGUACGGAGCUGGUACCGAAGGAAGGCUGUAUCCGGACAUCAGGUCCCUGAGGUAUCCGAAGCCGGGAACACGAAAUCCACAGGUUACUCUCACCGUCGCGGAUCUCGCCGAUCCCAGUAACAUCAGGAUGAGGCAGGUGAAGCCGCCGGUUCAGCUCUACAAACAGGAAUAUUAUUUCACUGCAGUCUCUUGGAUCAGCCUUACGGAGAUUUCUGUGGUCUGGUUGAACAGAGCCCAAAACCUGUCGAUCGUGUCCGUAUGCAAAACACCCACCUGGCACUGCGUCGAGACGCAGCGAGUGUCUGGAGACGGCGAAGGAUGGGUGGAUAUGGGCGAUAGUCCGCUGUUCAGCCCAGACGGCGCACACUAUAUAACAGUUGCUCCGGUCAGGGACGGCAAUGCUGGAUACUUCAGACACGCGAUGGAAGUCAACAUCAUGAAGAGGCGAACCCUGCCAUUGACACACGGUCGCUACGAGGUGGUUCGCAUUCUCGCCUGGGACCAUUCGAACGAUGUCAUUUAUUUCCUGGGAAUUCCCCAGGGUAAACCGGGUCAGCAGCAUCUGUACAGAGUGGCAUCAGUGCCACCGCGCUCCGGCGCAGCCCUUCAGCCGCCCGUCUGUUUGACCUGCGUCCCGGAACCACCUCCAUCGCAGCCACCAUUCUACAUCGAAGACAUCCCAGUCAUCACGAAAAACAAGCAAUGGGAUGACGAAUGGGCUGACGAUGAUACGGUGAUGACUACACCGCCACCGCGAAAGAGGAAAAAUAAGAAGCAACAACAGCAGAAGCCGCAGGAUGUGGAGCCUCCGUGCCUGUACCACAAUGCCAUCUUUAGCCCAGGUUCAGCCUCGUACUACGUCCUGGAAUGUCUGGGUCCCGGAAUUCCAACAAGCACUCUCUACAAAGCCAGUCUUCCGAAACCCAAGAUACUGUACUACCUGCAAAACAACACGGCGCUUCGUGAACGCGUCUCUAAGAUGGCCAUGCCACAGAUCAAAUCGUUCGCCGUUCAGAUAUCUGAUGAGCACGAAGCGUACGUGCGUCUGAUCCUUCCACCUGGACUUCGAGAGGACGAGAUCACCAGAUAUCCUCUCAUCGUCCAGGUGUACGGUGGUCCCGGCAGUCAGCUGGUAACUGAACGGUGGCGAAUCGAUUGGAAUACUUACCUUACGGGAAAUAAGGAUUACAUUGUUGCGCAGAUCGAUGGUCGUGGUUCGGGAGGCCAAGGGCACAAACUGUUGCAUCAGGUUUACUACAAGUUGGGCACCGUCGAGGUGUCCGAUCAGAUCGAAGUCACCGAGUACCUAAGAGACAAUCUGCACUACGUUGACAAAAGACGCGUCGCCGUUUGGGGCUGGAGCUACGGCGGAUUCGUGGCAGCUCUCGCCUUGGCUAGUCCCAACAACGUUUUCCAUUGCGCCAUCUCCGUUGCUCCUGUUACAAAUUGGAGAUUAUAUGAUUCUGCGUAUACAGAGAGAUACAUGGGUCUUCCGAAUGUGACUGACAACUACAAAGGUUACGACGAAGCUGAUAUUAGCAAGAAAGCCCAUUUGCUAAAGGAUAAGAUGUUCUACCUGGUGCACGGUUCUGCCGAUGAUAACGUGCACCUGCAACAAUCCAUGGCACUGGUGAAGGCGCUUUCAGAAGCGGGAGCUCUCUUCCGGCAACAGGUUUAUCCGGACGAGAGCCACGGCUUAGGUGGCGUUAAGAAGCAUCUGUACAGAAGCAUGGGUCAAUUUCUUGAUGAUUGCUUCAAGAAACAGGUACCACCUGAGACCAAAGCCGGUCUUCUAAACGGCGGUGAAUAGCAAACGUCCUUCCCGUGCGAUCCAGACAUUUCCACCCCUUGAUCCCUUCUGCAGAUCCUGUACAUAAAUAAUACACCCACCAAUCAUUUUUUUUUCUUUAGUUUCCGUUAGUAAUUAACGGAUUAGUGUACAUAGCGUUUGUAUAUAUCUAUACCCUUGAUUUCGAAGAAGAAAACUGUACAAUCCAGCUCGCAAUCUUUCAUUAUUUACACAAGUAGAGCUUCACGGAUAGCAAUUGAAUGUCGUAUAUAAAUAUAUAGUACAUAGUUAUUGACAUCCAGCGGAUUUUCGGGUGAUCAAGUGAUGCAAGUGCCAAAUUUUCGUGUCGCAAAUUUAUACUUGUAGGUAUUACAUUCAAAUCGCAAUAAUUCUCGUACUCUCUCAGGUAGCAAUCUGCAGAAAUAUACACACGUUCACUUACACCAAUAAAAUCAGUUGAUGCAACAAUCCAGUAUUAGAGAUCUUAAGAACAUAUCGGAUUCGUGUUGGAACACAUAUGGCAUGAAAGUGGAUGAGCGCAACAGAGUGAGAUUGAGUGAAAAACGUAGCUACAAUUAGGUUUUACUAUUAGCUGCAAACAAUCUUUAAUAAUAAUUAAUAAUAAUAAAAUACAAAUGAUCUUAAUAAGAAUAAUAAUUAGCGAAUGACCAAAAAAAAAUUACUAAUAAUUAAUAAAAAAAAAAUAAUCGCGAGUAGUCUAGUAAGUGUAGUUUGUAAGGUUAUUUUCCUCGAAGAAAAAAAACAAUAUUAGAAUUCAAAUAGUUAACUAUUUUUUAGAAUCAAUAGGAUAAAUCUUUUUUCCAAAUCUAAAUGAUGAUGACGGCGAUUUCUUAUGUAAUAGGAAACUAUUAUUAACGUUGUAUGUAUAUGGGGUCCAAUUCUAUAGAUUCCAGAACUUCCGUUUUCGGACGAAUCGUAGCGGAUUUCUAAAUUACUUUGACCCAGACGAAUCGAUCGUAACAAAACAAAAAUUAUAAUAA
This is a messenger RNA of Nicrophorus vespilloides, 3915 nucleotides long. RefSeq names its product inactive dipeptidyl peptidase 10 (gene Dpp10). Lineage: Eukaryota; Metazoa; Arthropoda; Insecta; Coleoptera; Silphidae. The transcript is spliced from 12 exons. Gene Ontology annotation, biological process: proteolysis. The record is from RefSeq and is a predicted model, not a curated record. Gene Ontology annotation, molecular function: serine-type peptidase activity; dipeptidyl-peptidase activity. Bases 341 to 2935 code for a protein of 864 amino acids.